CAAUAACAAAAACAGAAAACCUCAAAUAAAUCCCCAUUUUUAAGUUACCCCUGAAAACUAAAAUAAAAAUUAUUUGUAAAAUUAAACUUAAAAGAUUUCAGUUACAUCAAUCAAGAAACCACUCCCAGGUUCUGAGAUCAUUAUAGCACCCUGAACGUUGUACAUCAAAUCAGUGUAGUUGGAAUCUUUGCUUGUUUAGGUACUGUAUAGUUGGCCCCAUGGUUAUCUAUAGUCGAAUUGCUCUGCCUUGAUCAUGUAGCUUUAGAAUGAGUUAUUGUAUAUUGAAAUCAGGAUUUUGCGCCAUUAGUUUUGACUUUUGAGACUUGAGAGUGGUAAAGUAGAUAGUUUGUACAAUGGAACAAUCAAAAAGUGACAGCCAUAUUCAAUAUAACCCUGUUCAGCCCGAGAAUACCGACCCUAUGCCUUCGGCUCAGAGUUUCCAAAAUGCAAUUCCUAGACACUCUUCAGUAAAACCUGUGUUAAACUAUUCCAUUCGAACUGGUGAAGAGUUCUCUCUAGAAUUUAUGCGGGAUCGGGCUAACCCUAAGGUGCCAUUUGUCCAGUAUGCUGCAGUUGAUCCUAGUCAUACGCCUGGCUACUUGGAACUAAAAGGCAUUUUGGGUAUUAGUCAUACAGGAUCUGAAAGCGGGUCGGAUAUAUCCAUGAUUAAUAUGGUUGAAAGAAACCAUCUUGAGAACAAUUCUUCUCUAGCUUCUUCUAAUGCGUCAGAUAGUUCACCAAAGAUUAAAAUCCUCUGUAGUUUUGGUGGUAAAAUAUUACCUCGCCCAAGUGACGGAAAGCUCAGAUAUGUUGGAGGAAGCACACGAAUUAUCCGCAUAAGAAAAGAUAUAUAUUGGCAAGAGUUACGCCAAAAACUGAUAGAAGUUUAUAUUGAAACUUAUGCAGUCAAAUAUCAGCUUCCUGGCGAGGAUCUUGAUGCUUUAGUUUCGGUUUCUUCUGAUGAAGAUUUGCUGAAUAUGAUGGAGGAAUGUAACAUGUUAGGCAUAGGAGAAGGGUCACAAAAGCUUAGAUUGUUUUUAUUCUCUGUAGGUGAUUUAGAUGAUACCAAUUUCAGUCAUGCUAAUUCUGGUGGUGAUCAUGAAUUUCAGUUUGUGGUGGCUGUAAAUGGGAUGGAUGUGGGGUCACGAAGGGAGUCGGGUAUGAAUGGUUUGAUGAGUUCGUCAACCAAUAAUUUAAGUGAGCUUGAUGGUCAAAAUGGUGACUACAUUAGGAGCAACACAUCACCAUUGACUUCAGUGCCGGUGUCUUCUCCUGCCAUGCCCCCUAACUUUUCAAAUGUAUAUGAAAACCGUAACCAGAUGCAUCAUGGAGAAGCUAAUUUAAAUUUCUCGCCUGUGGAAACUUCUGUUCCACUGAAUACCGAAGGGCUUAUGCAAACCCGGCAGCCACAAUUGGAGGAAAAGCCAAAGGGUGAAAGUGUUGUUAAACAAGAAAUUAAACAAGCUAAAAUUAGAUCCCCAAGAGAUGAUGUAGCAGAGGGAAAGCUUCCCCCAAAGCCUAAAAUGAAUGAAGAGAGGCCUGUAAAUGUUCCUAACAUGCCAAAAGUUGCCAGGUCUAAUGACAAUGAUACGUGCACAUCAAAUAGUGCUUUGGGACCUGAUAACUUACGUUCUGAUCUUAUUGAUUUGAGUUAUCUCGAGCCUCCUGUUGUACCACCUUCAAGGGUUUAUCAUUCAGAGAGGAUUCCACGUGGACCAGCAGAGAUGAAUAGGUUGACCAAGUCAGAUGAUUCACUUGGGUCUCAGUUACUUGCUACUCAUUUACAAUCUGAUGCUGACACCCAGGGUUUCAUCUCAGAAUCAGAGGCAUCACAUGAACCUAUUGAAGAUCGUAUGGCUGUCAAUAACAACCAGGUUUCUGAUCCUGUUAAUGUAGCAGAUGCUACAACGGCUAAUGAUAAAAAAAUUAAGUUUGAUAAACCAGCAGAUGCUGGAUCACAACCAGGGCACCAAGGUUAUCCUGCACCUAAUACUCAUGCGCCUAGUGGUGUAGUCGCUAGCGGUGGCGGAGACAUUCUAAUUGAUAUCAAUGACCGGUUUCCCCGUGAUUUUCUUUCUGAUGUAUUUGCACGAGCGAUUUCUGAAGAAUCACAUGGUAUCAGUGUUCUGCCACAAGAUGGAGUAGGGAUGAGCAUGAACAUUGAAAAUCAUGACCCGAAACAUUGGUCUUAUUUUCAGAAACUAGCGAAUGGUGAAAGAGAAGAGUUCAGGCAGAAGGACGUGUCUCUUAUUGAUCAGGAUCAUCUUGCGUUCUUAUCUGGACUUCCGAAAGUUGAAGAAGAACUUUCUUCAGUUUAUAAUGUUUCUGGAACCCAGGUGGGUUUGCGAAAUGCUUUUGUUGAAGAUGGUGAAAGAGAAAUAGCGGGUUCCGCAUCGACAUCUAUGCAACCUCAUUAUAAUCCUUCAGAGAUGAAAAGCAGUGAAGGCAUGCAGUUUGAUGAUUUAGCAGAUAACAUGAGAAUGCCAGACUCGGAGUAUACGGCCGAGACGAGGAACGAUGCACUAUCUUCUAUCGACCCUUCUCUUGCCGAUCUUGAUAUCAGUUCGUUACAGAUUAUCAGAAAUGAAGAUCUUGAAGAAUUAAGGGAACUUGGCUCUGGUACUUUUGGUACCGUGUACCAUGGAAAAUGGAGGGGGACAGAUGUUGCAAUUAAGCGUAUUAAGAAAAGCUGCUUUGCAGGCCGAUCAUCUGAGCAAGAAAGAUUAACUGUAGAGUUCUGGCGUGAAGCUGUUAUUCUCUCAAAGCUUCAUCAUCCAAAUGUAAUGGCAUUUUAUGGCGUAGUACAAGAUGGGCCUGAUGGAACGUUAGCUACUGUCACAGAGUUCAUGGUGGAUGGCUCACUAAGACAUGUCUUGCUUCGUAAAGAUAGGCAUCUUGAUCACCGCAAGAGGCUUAUAAUUGCAAUGGACGCGGCCUUUGGAAUGGAAUAUUUACACUCAAAGAAUAUUGUCCAUUUUGACCUGAAAUGUGACAAUCUUUUGGUGAACAUGAAAGAUUCUUCACGCCCUAUAUGCAAGGUAGGAGAUUUUGGUCUGUCCAAAAUCAAGCGGAACACUUUGGUUUCAGGCGGAGUACGGGGAACCCUUCCAUGGAUGGCUCCAGAGCUACUGAAUGGCGGCAGCAACAAAGUUUCUGAGAAGGUUGAUGUUUUUUCUUUUGGGAUCGUGUUAUGGGAGAUUCUUACACGUGAGGAACCGUAUGCAAACAUGCAUUAUGGUGCAAUCAUAGGAGGCAUUGUGAAUAAUACCCUCAGACCCUCAGUUCCAAGUGAUUGUGAUCCUGAUUGGAGAAGGCUCAUGGAGCAGUGUUGGUCUCCUGAUCCAGCGGUGAGACCAUCCUUCACGGAAAUAACUAAUCAGUUACGCAUAAUGUCUGCAGCCUGCCAAAGUAAAGCCCAUGCUCACAAGGCUUCCUAGAUCUGCUUUGCCUUCUUCCUUUAUUGUUUCUUGUCAAAUGGUCAUAUAUACGAACAUGGUAAUCUUUUAUCAUGCAUAAACCCCAAGUUCUUAUUGUAAUUGUUUCCGAUUCAAAAGAAUAUUUGAAUAUUCGAUAACAUACAUCGGAGAAAUGUAAAAUUGCUAUCCUCAGCUUGUUUUUAAUCCCUAUAUAUUAAUGAUUAUUAUUGGUGUAA
This is a messenger RNA of Erigeron canadensis, 3652 nucleotides long. RefSeq lists its product as uncharacterized. The transcript has 9 exons. Gene Ontology annotation, biological process: protein phosphorylation; signal transduction. Gene Ontology annotation, molecular function: protein binding; protein kinase activity; ATP binding. Gene Ontology annotation, cellular component: cytoplasm. The record is from RefSeq and is a predicted model, not a curated record. Bases 354 to 3437 code for a protein of 1027 amino acids. NCBI's taxonomy places the organism in Eukaryota, Viridiplantae, Streptophyta, Magnoliopsida, Asterales, Asteraceae.